CCCACUCCCUUGCUAGACUGAUAUGUCUCAAGUGAUGUCGAGCAAGACGUCGGCGGGAGAAAUCGCCGGCGUCGUCAUUGUCGUAGUCGUCUUCCUCGUCCUCGGAAUUUUCGUCUGCGGCUGCGGUCCCAUGCCUCAACCCGCAGAAAUUGGUAUCGCGCGAAUGCGCGAGCGCAAAGAACGGCAUCAGGCACGGAUGGCAGAAAGACGGCGCCAGCGUGAGAUAGCUGAAGCAGAAUUACCGUUACAUCGGAGUCCAUCUCAAACUCGUACUCGAGCAAUCAUGUUCGCUGACGACGCAGGCCGCGGUGUACAGCCAAAGAAUCCUGAAUCUCAAACCAGUGUGCCGCUGCCUCCGCCUCCAGCCGCGCGUAUCCGUCCACCCACGCCUCCAGCACCAGCUCCUCCGGGAAUUUCCGAAGACGACAAUGCCUCGAUACACUCGAGCAGCUCCAGCUCCUUUUCAUCACAUUCGGAAAAGCAGAGCCUAGAAGAUGACGAGAAAGCAGAUGGCAGCGACAGUCGACCGGACGACAAGACUGCUUCGGCUUCUACCCUGAUCCCCGACAAAGAUGGCGCCUCAUCACCAAUCUCUGUUCCACCUCCUGUGUACUCUGAUACGACGAAGAAGGAGUAG
Molecule: messenger RNA, 637 nt
Organism: Fomitiporia mediterranea MF3/22
Lineage: Eukaryota; Fungi; Basidiomycota; Agaricomycetes; Hymenochaetales; Hymenochaetaceae
Exons: 2
Coding region: 23-637 (204 amino acids)
Source: RefSeq, a predicted model, not a curated record